GGCCAGGAAAACGCACAGCCUCCCCCUCCCACGCUCACUCCUCCCCUCCUUUAAAGAAACGCCCGAUCCAAAUAAAUAAUACCGUCCCAAGUCCACCGCGUCCUCGGCGGCCUCUCCUCCUGCCUGCCUUCCCCGGGGUGCGCGAGCCGCAGGCGGGCGUGCGGCCGGCCCGGGGCGCCACCAUGCUCCCCAGCGCCCUGGCGGCCCCCGCCGGCGCCUACUGGGACGUGGUGGCCUCCUCCGCGCUGCUCCACUGGCCCGCCGCGCCCGGCUUCGGCAGCCUGGGCAAGAGCUUCCUCAUCGAGAACUUGCUGCGGGCCGGGGGCGCCCCGCCGCCGCCGGGGCUGCAGCCGCCCCCGCCCCACGGCCCCGGGGCCGCGCUGGCCACGGCCACGGCCACCGCCACGGCCACCGCCACGGCGGGCGCGCAGGUCCGGCCGCUGCCCGCCAGCCCGGUGCCCCUGAAGCUGUGCCCGGCGGCCGAGCCCGCCAGCCCCGGCGGCGGCGGGGCGCCCUAUGGCACGCGGUGGGCGUUUCAGGUGCUCAGCCCCCCUGCGGACGGCGCCAGGCUGCCGGGCCGGGCCCCCGGGGACCGAGACGGCACCUUCCACCCUCCCGCCCCAGCGCCUUCCAAGCCUUUUUUCCUGACUGCCCCGCCGUUCUACUCAGCGUGCUGCGGUGGGUCCUGUCGGCGCCCCGCAUCCCCCACUGUUUUUCCAAAUGAGGAAAGCGUGCUGCCUCUCCUGGCACAGGACUGUAACUCCAAGGCUCGGAGGGGCAUUUUAAGAAGAGCCGUCUUUUCUGAGGACCAGAGAAAGGCUCUGGAGAAAAUGUUUCAGAAGCAGAAAUAUAUCAGCAAAAUAGACCGGAAGAAACUCGCCAUCAACCUGGGACUGAAGGAAUCACAGGUGAAAAUCUGGUUUCAGAACAGAAGGAUGAAGUGGCGGAAUUCCAAAGAAAAGGAAGUGCUUUCCAACAGGUGUGUCCAGGAAGCAGGCCUUCCGGAGGACCCCCUCUCGCGCUCCGCUCUGGGCUUCCCUUCACCGUGUCCUUCCCUCUGGGACCCCUCCCAACAGCACUCGAGUCCUAGGUGGAGGGAGAAUCUGCCAGAACCUCCAGAAAGACUAACUCAGGAGAGUUCGGGGCCACAGCCCCCAGAAGCCAAUUCACUGCGAGGUGCCUUAUAUUUGUGUUCUGAGGAAGAAGCUGGAGACAAGGGUGUACUUGUCUGAAUGGAAGUGUUCCUCCACGUUAACUUAAAAGAACACUUAACUCAUAAUGUUUGGACCCUAAAGCCAACUAGCUUGUGCCUCAUCAGUGCCUAAAACCUAACAGCGUCGGAGUGAUGCAGGAACUAAUGCUUUAGGAAACUUUUCCCCAGUGUUCUGUUAUUUGGGUCUUAGACUCAGACUUAAUGUGUAAGUGGAAUAGAAUCUCCCAGAAAGUGUGAUGGAAGUGAAAAAAAAUGAGAGUGGUAGUUGGCUCAGUCUAAAUAUGUGUGUGUGUAUAUAUAUAUAUGAUGUGUCUCUAUGUGUAUAUGUAUAUAAAUAUUCAUUAAAAUACAUUAGUAGAAACACCAGCUUCUCUUUAAAUACUGCAUUGAGCAAAUUCAUCUCCUUUUACAUGAAGAACAACCAACCAUUGGCCAAAUGUUAUUGAUUUUUAAAAAAUAUUAUAAAAGUUGGAUUUUAGUCCAAAUUUGUAUUUCAUCAGAACAUGUUUUUAAAAAUUUUCUAUUUUCUGGUUUCAUUCAGGAACCAGCUGUAAAUGAGUUUUAACAACUCAGCAAUCCCAAUUAAAUGAGCCAGUGUUAGAUACAUACAUUGAAAGUAUAUGCUUAAAGUUAAUCCAACAAGCAAACUAGAAGAAUUUCUGGAUGUAACUAUUAGUAUUCUUAAUUUCCAAGUCUCUAGAUUUUAUCAGGCCAUCGGUGAGGGAGGUACCCAUUUAACCAACGAUUAUCUUUUGAGCUCUUUUCUGUAAGGAUGGGCCUUAAUCAGGGUUUGCAAAGUAAAAAUGCCUGUAAGGGCCUGUCAGAUAAAAAAAAGGGGGCGAAGGGAAGGUGGUGGGCGUGACCCACCUAACGAUAUUUUUAAAAUAGUGUGUUGGCCAAACAAAAUAUCUGUGCCAAGCUAUUUGUGAUCUCCAGCUAAGACUUCAAGAAGUGUCACAGUUUUUUAAAUGUUCCCAUUGGACCUCAGAACACAAUACUGAAGGAAUCUAUAGUGAUUUCUCUUUGCACAUCUAGGUAGAGACUUGAUUUUCCACUUAGGUGGUAUACGCUAUGUAUGUUAGGUUAUUUUAUGUAUUAACAAACACCAUACAGAUGUUUUAUGUUUUGAAUACCCUGAAAUAGUAUUAUUAUAAAAUUGCCUUUCUGGUAAUGAUUUGCUUAGUUAAUCUAGAAUUUUUAUUCCAGGUCCAAGAAAAAAUUAUGUUUUCCUUUGAAGGAAAUGAGGCAGAGAAAAGGAAAUGAUAUGGCUUGAACUAGGUUAUUAUUAAUCUGCAGACAAGAAAUGGUAUUAGAAGUUCGUGAUGUGGCAUCUUGUUAGCGGGAAAGCUACAUAAAGAGAGUGGCUUCCAAUGUGCUUAUGUUCUUAACUGUAGGCUUGGAAGGUUUAGAAAAAGAGCAUUUCACCUCUAUGCUGAACACCUGAAACUAAUAUAAUGUUGAAUGCGGCUGUAAUUGAAAAAAUAAAACAUUAUAAGAAAAGAAAAGGUAAUAUUUCAGAAGAUAAUAGUUUUAGUCAGCACCAGGAAAUUAUUUUCUAUGAAUGGCAUUUGAAUUGUGUCUUUAUCACAAGAUCUUUUAUUGAAAAGACAUCUCAGCAGAAGCUUCUCAGUGCCUCCUUGUAAGAAAUAGAGGCAGAAAUCUUCUGACAAUAAAGCGAAAUUUUAAAUUAAAAUAUUCCUUAUUUUUAAGUUAUUAGUUUCAGGUGUACAACAUAGUGAUCAGACAGUUAUAUAACUUAUGAAGCAAUCACCCUGAAAAAUGAUUUAUAGUGGGGUUUCUUUGCUUUAUAUGAUGUUAACCUCAUUUACAGUUAAUGGGUCCAUUCUAUGUGCUAUGCCUUUAGGGUGGGUUAACUUAUGACAAUAACCUUCUGAGUAGGCACUAUUGCUAUCAGGAUUCCUGUUACCCAGACAGGGAGCCUGAGGCAAUGUGGUUAGGGUGAUUGGCCCAUGAAUAAGUGAAAUUUGGACCCUGGCAGUCAAGUUUCAAAUCUUGAAAUCUUACCAGCUAUGUGGGGGUGCAUAUGGGAUGUAUUGUAAGAUGUUGUUACACUUUGAGAACUGCAGUGAAAUUUAUCUGAAAAGUUCAGGACCAUAUUAUAUUUUACAAUUUCUUAUUUGGGGAAUGGUUUUCCUUCAGUAUUCUCUUCUCUGUUCACUUUAAAGAUUAAGGAAAAUAAAGAAUUGCAAAAGCCUUAGUCAUUUUUGCUCAGUGGAGAGAGCAUCGGCCCGAGAACUGAAGGGUCCCGGGUUUGAUUCAGAUCUAGUGUACAUAUCUUGAUUGCAGGUUCCCUGGCCCUUGUCGGGGUGCAUGCACAGAAGUCACCCAAUCAAUGUGCCUCUCUCACACAGAUGUUUCUCUCUGCCUCUCCCUCUCCCUUCCACUCUCUCUAAAAAUCAAUGGGAAAAUAUCCUUGGGUGAGGAUUAACAAAACAAAAUAAAAAAAGAAUUGCAAAAGCCUUUCACUAUGAAGCCUCUAGAGAUUAACUCCACAGGAGUGUAAAAUUGAAUUUUUUUAAUCACUCAUUGCUAAUAAGUAAUUACCUACAGUCCAUUUCUAUUGAGAAUACCUGGAAAAUCAAGAGAGAAACUGUCAUGGCCAUUGAUUACCCAGAUAUAUAGAAGCGGGCUAAUGGUACUUAAGUGAUCUUCCCCCAGGGUUUUACCCCAUGCUUAGACUCAGCAGAGGAUUCUCUUUGUAGGAUUGGCUUGAUAUUUGAAUAUACAAAUAAAUAUUCUAAUUGGUUUCCACUUUGGAAUGUGGUAGGCUUAGAAAAAGCACUCUUUGGAUGAAUAUAUCAGGAGUAUCUAGGAAACACAAGCACAUACACAUAGUACACAUAUAUAUGCCUGCUACACUCUUAACUUGGCCUUCACAUACCUGAGGUGUGGGUAAGAGCUGGAGAGCUUGAUAUUCAAAUUGACAAGGGUCUCCCUUCUCUCUUACCUUGUGCUCUGCUAGACCUCCAUUCACCUACUGUGUAUUACAGGUGUAUUUUCCUCUGUUAUCUACAUGCUCUCUCCUUUUCUCCAUGUGAUUACACAUUAGUGUAUUUGUUGUUUCCCAGACAAAUACUGCUCUAGUGAGCACCAGGACCAUAGAAUUCUGGAGUCAAAAGUACUUAAAAAAACUUUUUUUUUAAAGGAAAUUGUCAAAUGGAUCUUAAGCAGAUGAG
This is a messenger RNA of Pipistrellus kuhlii (Kuhl's pipistrelle), 4410 nucleotides long. RefSeq names its product developing brain homeobox 2 (gene DBX2). Lineage: Eukaryota; Metazoa; Chordata; Mammalia; Chiroptera; Vespertilionidae. Gene Ontology annotation, molecular function: DNA-binding transcription factor activity, RNA polymerase II-specific; DNA binding. The transcript has 4 exons. The record is from RefSeq and is a predicted model, not a curated record. Bases 183 to 1232 code for a protein of 349 amino acids. Gene Ontology annotation, biological process: regulation of transcription by RNA polymerase II.